Molecule: messenger RNA, 3896 nt
Organism: Telopea speciosissima
Lineage: Eukaryota; Viridiplantae; Streptophyta; Magnoliopsida; Proteales; Proteaceae
Product: putative disease resistance protein RGA1
Exons: 3
Coding region: 174-3896 (1240 amino acids)
Biological process (GO): defense response to other organism
Molecular function (GO): ADP binding
Source: RefSeq, a predicted model, not a curated record
AGGAAAACAGAGGAAAUACAGAGGUUCUUUACUCUUGAAUAUCAUUCCAUCAAAGUUUAGUUAAAGCUUCUUCUAGCUAUCAUAAUCCCACCAUUCCAUUCUUUAUACCUGUAAUAGAGAUUCAGAGUUUCCUUCCAAUUCAAAGACCUAAAAAACUUUGAUCAAUUAAAGAGAUGGUUGAUGCAGUUCUUCGAGUUGUUCUUCAGAACAUUAACUCCCUACUUCAGCAAGAGUUUGGUUUGGUAUGGGGAGUCGAUCGAGAGAUGAGAAGGCUUUCUGACAUCUUAAUUACAAUUCGAGAUGUAUUGGAAGAUGCUGAGAUGAAGCAAUUCAAGGAUAAGGCGAUCAAAAGUUGGUUAAAGAAACUCAAAGAUGCGGCUUAUGAUGCAGACGACAUCUUAGAUGAGUGUGCUGCCAAAGCACUUCAAUUAGGAGAAGAAGCCCAGUUGAGCAACUCCACUUAUAACCAGGUUAGUCACUCUUUCUUAUCUUGGUUCAAUUUUGAACAACUUAUGUUUCGUCGCAAGAUUGGACAGAGAAUUAAAGAUAUUAGAGAGAGAUUUGAUGAUAUUGCUGAAGAGAGGUCCAAAUUUCAUUUGAACCCGCGGGGUAUUGCACUGGAAUGGACUGUUGAAACCAGUGAAAGAGAGACUACCUCCAUUCUAACUGAAUCCCGGGUUUAUGGGAGAGAUGAGGACAAAGAAGAGAUAGUUAAAGUAUUGGUGGACAACAUUAACAACCCAAAUUUACUGGUUUAUCCAAUAAUCGGAAUGGGUGGUCUUGGGAAGACCACACUUGCUCAACUAAUCUACAACGAUGAAAGAGUGAAGAAUCAUUUUGAUGCCAGAAUUUGGGUUUGCGUAUCUGAUGAUUUUGAUGUCAAAAAGCUUACCAAAGCAAUCAUAGAAUCUAUGAGUGGAACUGCUUGUGAUCUCACGGACUUGGAUCCAAUGCAAAGCCGUCUUCGUGAGAUGUUGAGUACGAUGAGAUUUUUGCUUGUACUAGAUGAUGUUUGGAACGAAGAUCAGGACAAGUGGGAUAAGUUGAAAUUUUCAUUGACAUAUGGGAAUGAAGGUUGUUCAAUUCUUGUAACCACUCGUGGUAAAAAAGUAGCAUCGAUCAUGGGCACCUUUCCUACUCACCACUUGAAAGGACUCUCAGAGGAGGAUUGUUGGGCUUUGUUCAAGCAACGUGCAUUUGGCAAUGGCAGAGAGGAGACAGCAAACUUUGUGGUGAUUGGUAAGGAGAUUGUGAAGAAGUGUGGAGGUGUACCUCUGGCUGCAAAGGCUCUAGGAGGCUUAAUGCGCUUCAAAGACACAGAGACUGAAUGGCAAUUUGUGAGUGACAGUGAAAUUUGGGAUCUACCAGAAGACGAAGAAAAUACCAUUUUGCCAGCCUUGAGACUAAGCUACAAUCAUCUGCCCUCACAUUUGAGGCAAUGUUUUUCUUAUUGCUCCAUAUUUCCAAAGGAUCAUAGGAUGUGGAAGGAAAAAUUAGUCCAACUCUGGAUGGCUAAUGGCUUUAUUCCAUCUAAAGGUAAAAUGGAGUUGGAAGACAUUGGGAAUGAAAUUUUUAAUGAGUUACUGUGGAGGUCUUUCUUCCAAGACACAGAAAAAGAUGAUGAUGGCAAUUUAGUACUAUCUUGUAAGAUGCAUGAUCUAGUCCAUGAUCUUGCAUGUUCUGUUAUGAAUAAUGAAUGUUUGAUCUUAGAUCAAACUAACGAGGAACAACAUAGUUUAAUUUCAAAAGGGAUUAGACACUUGUCAUUGAAGUUUGAGUACCGUGGCGCAUCACCAGUGAUAUUCUUACCUUCCAUUACUGAGUCUUUAUGUAAAUCUGAAACCAUACGUACCCUGUUACUAGAUAUGCAGGGGGGACAACAUAAUUUAAUUUCCCCUCAUUUCAACUUCUCAAAUCAUAGAUGCCUACGAGCAUUAGAACUGUGUUUCCACUCUUAUACUCAUCGGCCAUCUUCAGUUUUGUAUGUGACAAACUUGAGGUAUUUGAUACACUUGAGGUACCUGAAGCUCUCCGGUAUGAGUAUUAGGACAUUACCUGAAUCCUUGAGCAACCUAAAACAUUUGCAGACAUUGAUACUAGAGUAUUGUGUAUGUCUUCAAAAGUUGCCUGCAAACAUGAGUACCAUGAGCAGCCUGAGGCACUUGGAUAUUAGUGGAUGUGACUCACUAAGUCAUAUUCCAAUCAGGAUGGGGCGGUUAAUUCACCUCCAGACAUUAAGCAUGUUUAUUGUGGGGAAGAACAGUGGAUGUGGUAUUAGUGAGUUACAAGGUCUGAACAACCUUAGAGGAUCAUUACACAUAAAAGGCCUUGAGAACGUGAAGAAUUCAAUGGAUGCCAAAGAAGCCAAUUUGAUAAGAAAGAUAAACCUUGUUUGGUUAACCUUAUCUUGGUCUCCAAUUAAUUAUAUUGAUCAUCAUCAUGAGAGUCACAUAAUCCAAGAAGAAAAUGCAUCUUCUGAAGAGGUGCUACAAGGCUUACAGCCCCCUGCAAGCAUAAAAACAUUGGCAAUAGAAAACUACCAGGGCAUGAAGUUUCCAAGUUGGAUGGAGGAUUAUUUGUCACUCCAAAAUUUGGUUACUAUCAAACUCAGCAACUGUAAGAGAUGUGAACAUCUCCCGCCUCUUGAGAAUCUGCCACUUCUUAACUUUCUUGAUGUAAGAGGAAUGGAUUCUAUACGAUUCUUGGGUGAUGGGACCCACAAUGGUAAUGGCUUAGUUAAAGGAUUCCCACUGCUGGAAGACCUAUACUUAGAAAAUAUGCCAAAUUUAGAAGGAUUGUUUUUGAAUGUUCCAAUUGAUCAAGGAAGAGAAGUAGUAGUACUCCCUUGCCUAAUGAAAAUGAGAAUUACAAAUUGUGACAAGUUGACAACCCUCCCAUUGCUCCCGUCUCUUCAAUCUUUAUCUCUACAAACAGAGGAAAAUGAAAACUUUCAAGAAGGGCUGAUACAAAACCGAAACCUCCCCGUUCUUCAGGAAUUGAGUUUUUACUACUGCAACAAGCUCAUCACAUUGCCAACAUUGUCUUUUAGACAAGGGGCAUUAGGCUUUACCUCUGUUAGAGACUUUCAGGUUCGAGGGUGCAAUGCUAUGAAAUCUUUGUGGGAGGAUGAGACCCAAUUCCAAGGGUUGAGCUCUUUAAAGGCAUUAUCGAUUGGAGGUUGUGAAAGAUUAGCAUCUCUAUUAGGGAUUAGAUAUUUAACAGCUCUCGAAAAUUUGACUAUUGAUGGUUGCCCAGAGCUGGAAAUUUCCCAAUUGGAGGAUUUCCGACAUCUCACUUCUCUUCAAAAAAUACAGUUUGUUAACAUGUAUCAGCCGAUCUCUUGGCCAGAGAAGUUGAAACACAUUACAAUGCUGCAAAAUCUACGUAUAAGUUGUUAUGGAGGGUUGACUGCGUUGCCAGAGUGGAUCCACAAUCUCACCUCACUUCGCACCAUAGAAAUUGUGUGUUGUCGAAAUCUUACUUUCUUGCCAGAUGGUCUUCGACAAUUGACAGCCUUGCAAACUCUGAUAAUACAAGAAUGUAACACUGUCUUAGAGACACGAUGUAAAGAAGGAGGAGAAGACUGGCACAAGAUAUCUCACAUUCCCGAGGUCAUCAUCAGCUCAAGGCCACGACCAACGCCCAUGAGACAAAACCGUGGAUGUUGGGGUUGGCUCUUGGAGAUGAGGAGGAGUUAUCCUCAGUUCACAAAUGCUCAUGUCUUGGGUCGCAGGAUAUGGAAGCAGGGGUGCUCUCACUCGGUUGAGGGAACGGAGAGCUUAGCAAUAAAGGAAGAAGCUCUACAGCAUGCCCAAUAUUUAGGAAUCACCAAAAACAGAGGUGCUCUCACUAGUUGGCCCUGGCAGCUUACAGAGGCACUAUUUUCCUAUCUUUGA